Hydra vulgaris (swiftwater hydra) is the source of this 567-nucleotide messenger RNA. RefSeq names its product piggyBac transposable element-derived protein 2-like. Lineage: Eukaryota; Metazoa; Cnidaria; Hydrozoa; Anthoathecata; Hydridae. The record is from RefSeq and is a predicted model, not a curated record.
AUGUAUUGGGCAAAGGAAACUAGAUAUGCCCCAAUAGCUGAUGCCAUGUCAAGAAAUCGAUAUAAACAACUACGCCACUUUUUGCAUGCAAAUGACAAUACAAAUAAAGAUGAUGUUGCUAAUAAAAACAAUAAACUGUUUAAGGUGCAACCAAUUCUUGAUGGUGCGAGGAAAAAUUGUAUACUUAUUGAACAUGAGGAAAAACAGAGUAUAGAUGAACAAAUAAUUCCUGCUAAAACCAAAUUUAGUGGCAUACGUCAAUACAAUGCAAACAAGCCAAUAAAAUGGGGGUUGAAAAAUUUUGUUAGAGCCGGUGCAUCUGGUAUGAUGUAUGACUUUUUUUUGUAUUCUGGAGCAUGUGGAAUUAUAAAAUGUAAUGGGGAAUAUGUUGUUAGAAAGCUUUGCGAAACGCUUUCAAAAAAUGUUAAUCGUAAACUGUUUUUUGACAAUUGGUUUACAUCUUUAAAUCUGUGUUUGAAGCUAAAAAUUGAUGGAAUUUUAACCACAGCAACAAUUAGAUCAAACAGAAUAAAAAAAUGUCCACUCUCAACAGAGAAAGAAUUUUAA